Molecule: messenger RNA, 966 nt
Organism: Monoraphidium neglectum
Lineage: Eukaryota; Viridiplantae; Chlorophyta; Chlorophyceae; Sphaeropleales; Selenastraceae
Exons: 1
Coding region: 1-966 (321 amino acids)
Source: RefSeq, a predicted model, not a curated record
AUGGCCAAGCGCCCGUUGCUUGAGGCGAUCGCCACGGACAACCCGGACCUGUGGAUCAAGCUCGCCAGCGGGGAGCGCCUGCCGGUCCACCGCGCCAUCGUCUCAUGGUCCUCCUCCGUCGCCAAGCAGCUGCCGCCUGGCGACACCUGGGACGUCUCGGGCCUGGUGUUGGACGGCCGCGCCGCCGCAGAGCGGCCCGUGGUGGCGGCGUGGCUGGCGGCCGUGUAUCCACCGGCCGAGGGCUUGUGUGACGAGCCUGGCGAGCCGCCACAGCUGGCCGACCUCCUUGCCUUUGCGGACGCCGUUGGGACGUCGAGGCCAGCGCUGCUCGCAUGCUGCCAGCGCUGCCCGCUCACAUCCCUGACGUUGAUGGCUGGCGAGAAGGCGGUGGCGCUGCCGCUUGACGGGCAUGCGAGUUACUACAGUUCCGCCUCAGAGCAGCUCUGGGGAUGUCGCCCUGACGCGGCCAGCGUUGUAGCUGCAUCUAUCACGCAGGAGCAGGCCGCCAGCAUGAGCACCCAGGUCGCGGCUCAGCUCGAGUCGCUGCUGCACCUGGCCUACAAGCUGCGGCUGACAGACCUGCAGGACCAGCUGCACGCGUUCAUCCAUGGCGCCGCCGUUUACUCAAACGGACCCCUGAUCAAUCGCCUACUGCUGGAGUCGGCGGUGUUCACGGACCGCGUGAUGGCGGCGGCCGAUCCGCAGCAAAAAAAAGCGGCCUGGAUUGACAGCGUGGUGAGGGUGCCGUGUGUGAUCGGCGGGGGGGAGGGUGCCCUGCUGGUCGGAGUGGACGACGGCGCCAAGCAGCCCGUGCGGUUCAAAGCAGCGCUGGGGCGGCCCUACAUGGGCGCCCCAACGGGCACGGCUGUGCAUUGUGUGGUGAGCGUGUUCAAGGGCGCGGUGUUCCUUACCUGUGACGGCGGAGCACACGAGCUUCCAGUUCCCUUAAAACUGCUGCUAGGUUGA